Messenger RNA from Microtus ochrogaster (prairie vole), 4127 nucleotides. It is a transcript of the gene Arhgap30, whose product is annotated as Rho GTPase activating protein 30. Gene Ontology annotation, molecular function: GTPase activator activity. Gene Ontology annotation, biological process: small GTPase-mediated signal transduction. The record is from RefSeq and is a predicted model, not a curated record. The coding region runs from base 105 to 3359 and encodes 1084 amino acids. The transcript has 11 exons. NCBI's taxonomy places the organism in Eukaryota, Metazoa, Chordata, Mammalia, Rodentia, Cricetidae.
GGGCUGGGCCAAACCAAACUACUGACUGGGAUUCCAUGGGGGACUGGUAGGUCAAAGGUCUUGGGGAACAGAAGUGGUGGGGCCAGAUCCUGGGGGCUCUGGCCAUGAAGUCUCGGCAGAAAGUAAAGAAGAAGGGCUGCUCCAAGGAACGAGUGUUUGGGUGCGACUUACAGGAGCACCUACAGCACUCGGGACAAGACGUGCCCCAGGUGCUAAGGAGCUGUGCAGAGUUCGUGCAAGAGUAUGGAGUGGUGGAUGGGAUCUACCGCCUCUCAGGGGUCUCCUCUAACAUCCAGAAGCUCCGGCAGGAGUUCGAGGCCGAGCGGAAGCCAGACCUUCGGCGGGAUGUAUACCUCCAGGACAUUCACUGCGUCUCCUCCUUGUGCAAGGCCUAUUUCAGAGAGCUGCCAGAUCCCCUCCUCACUUACCGGCUCUAUGACAAAUUUGCCGAGGCAGUGGCGGUGCAGCUAGAGCCAGAACGCUUGAUCAAGAUCCUUGAUGUGCUCCAGGAACUCCCUGCCCCAAACUACAGGACGCUGGAGUUCCUUAUGAGGCACUUGGUCCACAUGGCCUCAUUUAGUGCCCAAACCAACAUGCAUGCCCGAAAUCUGGCGAUUGUGUGGGCCCCCAACCUGCUCAGGUGGGUAUGUAAGCAGUGUGGAGCUGCUCGGAGACUUGCUGGUGCAGAUGUGGAGAGCGGAUGGCCGCCAGGGGCCCGGGCAUCAGGCAGCUCUGAGGACUUCAUGCCCAGGCCUCCUCCCUACCACUUGCCUAGCAUCUUGCAGGCUGGCGAUGGACCACCGCAGAUCCGGCCCUACCAUACCAUCAUUGAGAUUGCAGAACACAAGAGAAAGGGAUCUUUGAAGGUCAGGAAAUGGCGAUCUAUCUUCAAUUUGGGUCGCUCUGGCAAUGAGACAAAACGUAAACUUCCACUGCGGGCUGAGGACAGGGAAGAAAAAGCCAACAAGGGGACACUGCGGCCCGCUAAGAGCAUGGACUCACUGAGUGCUGCAGCUGGCGCCAUUGAUGAGCCAGAGGGACUGGUGGCGCCCAGCAGUCCUCAGUCAAGCUCACUGAUAUCUGAGAGCUUGGAGAACAAUUCUAUGGAUGCAGCAGAGGGUGAACAGGAACCUGAGGCCGAGGCACAGGGCAGUGCGAAUUCUGAGCCGGGAACUCCACGAGCUGGGCGGUCAGCUAUUCGGGCCUCGGGGAGCAGUCGUGCGGAGCGUUGUGCCGGUGUUCACAUCUCAGACCCUUACAACGUCAACCUCCCGCUACACAUAACCUCCAUCCUCAGUGUACCUCCAAACAUCAUUUCUAACGUCUCCUUGGUCAGGCUUACCCGUGGCCUUGAGUGUCCCGCCCUACAGCCCAGGCCAAAUCCCUCCUCAGGUCCCGGCCCCGGCCCUGGCCCCGGCCCCGGUCCUGGCCCCGGCCCCCCAGAUGAGAAGUCGGAGACAAGAUCAGCCCCAGGUCCCCUGGCUGACUCAAACCCAGCAGACAUGACUCCUGCCCUGGAGGACUCCUUGUCCCAGGAGGUGCAGGAUUCCUUCUCCUUCCUAGAGGACUUGAGCAGCUCAGAGCCUGAGUGGGUGGGGGUGGAGGAUAAGGAGGUGGCCAAGGCAGAAGCCGCAGGAGCAGCAGGAGCAGCAGGAGCAGCAGGAGCAGCAGGAGCAGCAGGAGCAGCACCUUUCUCCCUUGGGGAGGAUGACCCUGGGAUGGGCUACCUGGAGGAGCUCCUGGGAGUUGGGCCUCAGGUGGAAGAGUUUUCUGUAGAGCCACCCCUGGAUGAUCUGUCUCUGGACGAUGCACAGUAUGUCCUGGCUCCUAGCUGCUGCUCCCUCGAUUCUGCUGGUCCCACACCUGAUGUGGAAGAAGAAAAUGGGGAAGAAGUCUUCUUGAGUGCCUAUGAUGAUUUGAGCCCCCUUCUGAGCCCUAGAUCCACGAACUGGGAGGGUGUAGGGAGUCUGGAGGAAGAAGCAGCAAGAUGUGGGAAACAACCUCCGACACAGGCUGAAGAGAAACAGACGUGCCGGGAAGCUGAAGAGGACAAGGAAGCUGGGCCCGGAAGCACAUCGGCUAACAGGGAAGAUGCUGAGGCAACUCCAGAGGCCGAGAUGGAAGCUGAUGAGGAAGGAGAGGAAGGGGAAAGAAGCCAAAAGGUGAUGGGUAGUUUUGAAAAGGGGAAUACUGAAGAGAUAGAGACCAUGGAAGGAAAUUCCAAAGGUCAAGAGGUUGAAAGUAUAGAGACCAAAGAUACGGAGAAAACAAGAGAAGAGGAUAAAGACAAACAGGAAAGAGAGAGUGGGAGAAAAGAAGGAGCCGAGAAAGGAGAGGACACCCCUGUAGAAACUGGAAUGGAUCCAGAGCAUCUGGUCCAGGAAUACCUGCUUCCUGGAGAGAGCUGGGAAGUGGUACACAACCAAGAGACUGAGAAAGGCAACAAGGAUGAGAUCAAAGGACUGAGUGGGAAUACUGACCACCAGUCAAGAGAAGACCAAGGACAUAGUGCAGAUAGUAGAAGUCCAGUAGAAAAUAAUGAUAAUGGGGAGGAAGGGGAGGUCAACAAGGAAGAAAAAAGUAUAGAUAUAGAAACUGAAGGCAAGAGAGCUGUUGGUGACCACUUAGAAGAGGGGGCCCUCUCUGAAGAGCCAGGUGCAGAGUUCCUGGAGGUUGACAGUACAGAAGAAGUCAAUGAACAGUCUUCUGAGAUGGAACAAGGUCCUCCACAGCCAUCUGAACCAGAGGGGAUGGAGGCUGAGGGACAGCUCAGUUCUGAGGCAUGUGACUUGUACUCUUGUCCCUGUGGUUCAACUGGUGGUGUGGGUAUGCGUCUGGCUUCUACCCUAGUUCAGGUCCAACAGGUCCGCUCUGUUCCUGUAGUUCCCCCCAAACCACAGUUUGCCAAGAUGCCCAGUGCAAUGUGUAGUAAGAUCCAUGUAGCACCUGCAAACCCAUGCCCAAGACCUGGUAGGCUUGAUGGGACUCCUGGAGAAAGAGCUUGGGGGUCUCGUGCUUCUUGGAGGAAUGGGGGUAGUCUUUCCUUUGAUGCUGCUGUGGCCCUGGCCCGGGAACGCCAGAGAACUGAGGCACAGGGAAUUCGGCGGACCCAGACUUGUACUGGGGGUGGGGAUUAUAGCCUCAACUCCAGAACCUCUCCCUGUAGCAUGAUUCCUGCCCAUUCUUCCCGGCCCCUUAGCUGUCUGGAACUCCCACCUGAAGGCACAGAAGGGUCUGAGCCCAGGAGUCGGCUUAGUCUGCCCCCUAGAGAGCUUCACCCCCCUGUCCCUCUUAUGUCCCCUCAGCGUCAGACAUAUGCCUUUGAAACACAGACUAACUGUGGGAAAGAAGGGCUGUGAGUAGGAUGGGACAAGAGGAAUCAGAAAUUUAUCACCAAUCUCUGGAACCCUCACCUAGCUGUUGUUGCACACUUGGCAGCUGAAGUGUCCAAUUCCGUAGGCUUGGGUCCUCCAGCUACUUGUUUUGACCACGGGAGGCACUGCCUUGGUGGGUUUACUUGAGUUUGUGUUAGACACAAAGCACUUAUCUCAUAGCAGAGGCUUAAGAAAUAUAAGAAGAUUUUAUUCCCAUGAAGUUGUGAUUAUUAAUCAAAACAUAGGGUAGGUAGAAACUUAUUAUUUUUCUUAAAUUUAAAUACAUGGGGGGGGAAUUCCAGUCAAACUCCUGCCCUCUUCCGAGGCUGUGAACAUCUCUUCAUAGAAGCCCAAGGCAGAUGUAAAAAAAUACAGGGCCAGAUACAGAAUUGCUCACUCUGUUUUAUUCCCAGAUCCUUAGCUAUCUCCUGACCCUUUUAGCUCCAGAAUUAGGGGAAACACAUCCAAGAAGCUCUUUAAAGUCCUCAGUGUUCACUGAAGGAAAUGAAUGGCAUCUUCUGCCUUCAAUUAUUUGCAGAGGAAGUCCUGUACAGAUCUCUCUGGUCUUUCUUUUUCCCAUUACAAUAACCUCCUAUUUCAGGAAAGGGAUGUCUGGUCAUCACUCUGGCCCUGGCACUGUUUCUCUGCACAGGCGGGAGCUAGAGGCCUCAUUUAGCCAUGAUGGCUGUUUGAUAAUAAAAUUGAAUUUUUUAUACUUAAAUAGUGUAUGGACUUACUCUUAUUAAAGUCUUG